Messenger RNA from Benincasa hispida (wax gourd), 897 nucleotides. NCBI's taxonomy places the organism in Eukaryota, Viridiplantae, Streptophyta, Magnoliopsida, Cucurbitales, Cucurbitaceae. The record is from RefSeq and is a predicted model, not a curated record.
AUGGAUCUCAAGAUGAAGUCAAUGUAUUUCAACUCAGUUUGGGAUAUUGUAGAUCAGCCUAAUGGGGUAAGACCUAUAGGUUGUAAAUGGAUCUAUAAGCGCAAACGAAAUGCCGAUGGGAAGGCUCAGUUUGUUCUGGGUGAUAAGAAAGUAAUCGCACUAACGCAUGAGUGUAACACGUUAGUAAACAACAGUCUACCAAGGAAGCAGAAGGACCCUGGGAGCUUCACAAUUCCUUGCUCGAUAGGACGAUUGGAUGUAGGUCAUGUGUUGUGUGAUUUGGGAGCAAGCAUUAAUCUCAUGCCACUCUCAAUUUUUAAGAAACUGGGAAUUGGCGAAGCACAACCCACUUCUGUUACUCUUCAGCUUGCUGACAGAACAAUUAAAUACCCAGAAGGAAAUAUUGAAGACGUUCUGGUAAAGGUUGAUAACUUCAUAUUCCUAGCAGACUUUAUUAUCUUGGACUGUGAAGCGGAUAGGGAGGUACCAAUUAUUCUUAGACGUCCUUUCCUAGCUAUUGGGAAAGUUUUAAUUGACAUGCAUAAAGGCGAAUUGACUAUGCGCGUAGAUAAUCAAGAGGUGAAGUUUAAUGUGCUCAACGCAUUAAAGUUCCCAGAUAAUGAAGAUUGUCAACUAAACAGUAUUGAGUUGCCUGAAGAGGAGACCCAUGUAUGUGAGGUCCUCGCGUUGGAGAACCUGAAAGAAUCAAAUCCGCUAAGUCUGAGUGAGCAGCGGACAAAACCAACGCAUCCAUCACUUGAGGAACCACCAGAACUCGAGUUAAAACAGUUACCUAGUCACCUGAAAUACGCAUUCCUUGGAACCAACAACACCUUACCUAUGAUCAUUUCCGCAAAUCUUACAGAGCCUAACGACAAUCUCUCUUGCAGAUGUUGA